Messenger RNA from Dreissena polymorpha, 3073 nucleotides. RefSeq lists its product as uncharacterized. Gene Ontology annotation, molecular function: oxidoreductase activity. Bases 1 to 2331 code for a protein of 776 amino acids. The record is from RefSeq and is a predicted model, not a curated record. Lineage: Eukaryota; Metazoa; Mollusca; Bivalvia; Myida; Dreissenidae. The transcript is spliced from 5 exons.
AUGCAACAGAGUUAUACGCUUAGAAACAGAAUUCAUAGCUACGCUACGGAGAACUCGGUAGGAAUCCUGUCUCAUGAAAUCACGGUGGUCUUGUGUGUAUUGGUUAUUACACAUGCUGACCCGCUAGGAAAUUUCUUGCCUCAAGAGCUCGCCGUCUGUGUGAACAGACUUACACCUUUAGCAAACGCCGCUUUUCCAACGGCUUCAGAUCCCGUUCUUAACAUCAGACAACGGGAAAAUGGUGGACAGCAGGCUGGCGUAGAGAUAGGGAUCGACUACGCUGAAAACGAUGUCCCCAGACUGGAGACGCCGGAGGAUGUGCACCUUUAUUGUGUUAAGCAGUUCGUGUGGAAAGCUGACACGGUGCGCUGGAAGGACUACAACAUCACGGAGACGGACCAAAACUUUAUCAAUGGACUUCUGGAAUCUAUGAUGACUCCGACAGGGACAAACCAGUCAAGUAGCAAGCGCCAGGCCGGUGGUCCAGGUGGUUUGUUUCCGCCGACAGGUUUCCGCGUCCGACAGGAAAUUAGACGGAUAUCCGACGGAAGCAGAAAUGCAUUUUUCGGAGUAUUGCGCGCGAUGAAAAUGAAUGGAGAGUAUGACAUGUUCGCCAGACUUCAUCGUGGCAUCGUAGAGGUAUCCGCCCACCAGGGUCCCAACUUUUAUGGAUGGCAUAGAGUCUUAAUAUCCAUGUUCGAGGAAGCAAUGCGACGUAUUGACAGACGAGUUUCACUGCCUUACUGGGACUCAACGCUUGACUUCGAAAUGGACAACCCGGUACACACAAUUUUGUUCUCACCGGCGUUUUAUGGCAACGGCGACGGGUUGGUUACCACGGGACCCUUUGCAAACUGGGCAACACCUAUCGGUCCGCUGACAAGAAAUAUAGGAAGCGAGAGUUCGCUGAUGUCAAAAAGAAAUAUCCAAGCGGUCAUGUCCCGAUGUCGGAUGAUCGAAAUUUCCCGUCCUACUGCCGCAGAGGAAUUCGACCUUGAACUUUUCCAUGGUGGCAAUCACCUUUGGGUUGAUGGGCAGUUCUCUGAUCUGGCAGUAGCCGCAUAUGAUCCCUUAUUUUGGAUCCACCACGCAUUUGUAGACUAUAUAUGGGAAAUGUUCCGCUUUCACCAGUUCUUUGACUGUAGAGUUAACCCGGACUUUGACUAUCCAGACACACCUGGUCUACAUACAGCACUAAGGCAAAUGGACGGAUUACCAGGUUACGUAAAUAUUGACGGUUAUCGAGGCUACUGGACGCGAUUCUGGUAUAGAUAUGAGCGUGCACCCAUGUGCCCAUGUGGCUCUCCAUAUUUAAGAUGCCACCCCGUCCGUGGCGUGUGCGUGUCAAUUGAACGUUUUCUUGCUCCCGAUGAAGGACCAUUAGGUCCAUAUGGUGCAAUGGCGUAUCCAACAUCCUCACGAGCAGCUCGCGCAAGAGCUCAGGUUGCAAUGCUCGGCGUUGGUCGAAAAUUCGAUGCGCCUUCCCAUGAUCCAAGGACGCAGAUGUAUCAUGAAAGUAUGGGGCGAAAGGGAGCUUUUAAACGUACAAAUAUGGCGCCUGUCCCAGCUGUGGGUGAAAAUUCAAAUCAGCAAAAUAUCGUUCAACCACAUGUAAUAGGAGAUCAGAUUCUUACCGCAGUAUCCAACGGUCGAAAAUCAGACGCGUUGGAAAGGAACAAUGCCAGCCCUUUGUUUACAGGGCAAAACGCCAAUAAGGCUUUGCAAGAUAUUUAUUCAGGACAUGCAUUUCCAGUCGCAGAACCGACGUCACUGCUCCCCGUACCGGUGUGGGACACACUAGAUUCAUAUUUAGAAAACCGUAACUCUUACACUUCCAACUCAUCGGCUUAUGACUGGCUUUUUGUUCCUGUUCAAGUGACAUUCAACGCUGUUGGAGUCGACAACUCUGCCCGGACGCCGAGUAUGAAGUGUCUGCCAUCGGAUGCAAAAUCGACUCAUAUUAAAGUAUCCGUGCAAGGCAUAAAUUAUCUUGGAGAAAACACCGACUACGCGGUAGUGGACAUUAGCAAAGAUCUUGACUCCUCCCACGCAAUCGUCGCCAUACGGGCGCCAGUGGUCGGACCGUCUAUGUCCAUGCUAACUGCAAGUCACGGAUGCGGGCUUAUGUGCAAACCAAUGUGUAUCAACACAAAAGCCGGAACGUUGCAGUACCAUCCUUGCACGGGACUUUUUUGGCUCAAACCAGAAGAUGCAACUGCGUACGUCCGAUCCCACGACGAGGCUGUGGAAAGCCUUGCAAAAGGUGGGGCCAAGUUCCCAAUAAUGUUCCAAUGUCACAAGGAAAGUCAGUCUCCUUGGAAGAAGCCCUAAACCACUUCAAUGUUGUUGAAACGGUUGAUCUAAAGCACAGGUGGUUAGCGUGUGGUUAUGAUAUUAAUCAGUGAAAACAUCAUUUUGAAUGAUAAAUUAUCAUAUUAUAACGGAAAAUCAACUUUUCUGAAAAAAAAUCACUAUCAAAUAUAUAUAUAACAAGGUAUCCAACUCGAAAUCACCAAAAAACGGGUUGCGUCGCUAUGAACAGCCAUUACUUCAUCAAUUUUGCAGCGAUGUUCAUGAACCCGGUCUUAUUCAACGCGGAAAUGAAUUUCCUUUCUGGAAAUGUAUAUGUCUUGCAAUAUUUUUUACAAAUACUGGGUCAACUUUUAAGAAAUAACACGAUACACAACUCGCAUGACCUACUUAACAUCGAUCAGACAGUAUUCAUAACUGAAAUCUUCACGGAGUAAAAGGCAUUUUCCCUGCAAAGUUCACGGACCUCGAUAUCAUAAUUCAAUAAAGCGUAUGAAAAAAAAUUCUUACCGUGCUUGCCGUUGCAUUAUGCAUCAAAACUAACUGUCCAGCGCCGUUUGAAACCUUUGUUUACAUACAUUUCAACUAACUGACAUUUUAAACACACGAGUGAUUUCAUUGGUCCAAUGCGAAGGUGUGUCUUUACAACUGGAGAUUUCAUUCAUAAAGACUGUCUGCUCAUUGUCAAGUAGGUGAAGCGAAUUAUGUAUCGUGUUAUUUCUUAAAAUUUGACCCAGCAUGUGUAGACAUAUAAAAGAUAUUA